UGGACAACAACAGAAGGAGCGAAGCCGAGAUAGCGCGCAGCCUCCCCCCUUUGCCUCCCACCCUCGGUGACUGGGCGUUCGACGGAGGGACAAGUCCCCGGGCCGGGCUUCUUCUGGUUUGUUCCGGAGGGCCUAACAAGCUCUCCCGUGUGCGCCGCCGUCUUCUUCGCGGGAGGCCGCCCUUCAGAAAUCAAUGAAGCUGCGCUGCCGCCCGCAUUGUGGAUCCGACUCGCACGGCCCCCGACGCUGUCACAGCCGUUUGUAGCCUACCGUAGCAAGACCAACUCAUCCCUGCCGUUCUAGAGGUAAAGACCGUGCUGGCUCAAUGCAGUGGGUACACCUGCACCCACAUAUAUCUACCGCAGGUGUGUCGUGCCAAGACGGCGUGUAAACAGGGCUUCUCCGAUUGGCCACCACUCAACCUGACGUCAACAAGUAUCCACGGCUACAAAUUCAGCAGCCAGUAACCCCCCGCUUCCAUUUGGCAGCUGCGGCGGCGGAAGCAGCGGUCGCUGUACUACCUUCCCCUCGUGAAUUUUGCAGCGCAAGUCCGAGUGGAUCUCUCUUCUCUAGCAACUCACCGUGUUUGAAGCAACACAUGGUCCAUCCAUUUGGAAACAGCGGAUAAUGGGCCACCGCCGGCGACAACCAUCGAUGGCUGCGAUCCGACACAAAUUGGUCUUCGGUAUUUGUCUACUGUUUUCCUGUUGUUGCGUUGCCAAGGCGGCGGUCACGUUCUCGCUGGGCGGGCACUGGACAGCCGUGAACGCCAACAAAUCCAUAAAGAUUUCCUCCAACGUUCCCGGCGGAAUAUACACGGAUCUGAAGAGGAACGGCCUGAUCGGCGAGCCUUACUACGGUUUUAACGACGUGCGAUACGAAUGGGUCGGGAAGGAGAACUGGACAUUUUCAAGACGGUUUGACGUGCCUGAUGACUUGUUCAAACAAGAACGCGUGUCCCUCGUGGCUCACGGUAUCGACACUGUGUGCAGGGUGAAGCUCAACGGCGUCGUCUUAUUCGACGCCGACAACAUGUACGUUCGGUACAUCACCGACGUGAAGGAUGUUCUUCGGAGUGAAGGCAACAUCAUCCGGGUGAGCUGCGAGUCGCCGGUGCAGUACGCCCUCCGCAAGCACGAGGAGCAGGUGCGUUCGUCGUACCCGGUGUACCCGCUGUGUCCACCGUCGGUGCAGAACGGCCAGUGCCACGUCAACUACAUCCGCAAGAUGCCGUGCUCCUUCAGCUGGGACUGGGGACCUUCUUUCCCUUCCACCGGAAUCUGGAAGCCGAUUGAAUUGCAAGGAUAUAAUGGCGCAAUUAUCCGGGACAUAUUGGUACUCCCCAUCGUCAAGAUGACACCGCUAUUAGAGACAAGGAUAAGCGCGAAUCGUAAAAGCAAAUCUUCGAAAUGGAUUCUAAACACGAGUGUGUUUUACGAUUCGUCCCUGAGUGAAACGAGUAACGGCACUGCUUGGAUCAGCCUGGAUGGAACGACCAUUUAUAGCCAGCCAGUGACGCUAAAGACGCAUACAGCACGCGAUGCGAGGCUGGACUUUUCGAUUGUGAUACCUGACGCAAUAAAUAUUGAGCCCUGGUGGCCCUCGGGCUAUGGUGAUCAGAAAUUGUAUAACUUGAAUGUCACAAUCUCCGUCAAUGGGCAAGCAACAGCGAAGAUUGCGAGGUUUGGUUUUCGAACAGUGGAGAUAAACCAAGAGUAUACCGGCACGAGGGCAGGUGGAACAGAAUUUUAUUUUGAGAUCAACGGCGUCGCAAUUUACGCCAAGGGUAGCAACUGGAUACCAGCGGACAGCUUUCCCGAAAGAGCGACAGACGAAUACAUCCGAGACUUACUUCUUUCCACAAAGGAAGCGAACAUGAAUAUGCUUCGUGUCUGGGGCGGCGGCGUGUACGAGACGGACUACUUUUAUGACUUGGCCGACGAACUGGGAAUUCUGAUCUGGCAGGACAUGAUGUUCGCCGUCAGCCUGUAUCCUGUGGGGGCAGAAUUUCUCCAGAACGUGGCCAUUGAAGUACAGCAGCAGGUACGACGUCUCCACCGACACCCAUCGAUCAUCGCCUGGGCGGCCAAUAACGAAAAUGAGCAGGCUAUUGCUUCUGCGUGGUGGCCACAGAUGUUCCUGAGAAUGCCCCAGUACCGGAAGGACUAUCGGAAGCUCUACAUCGAAACCAUGAUGCCCGUCAUUCAGAGGGAAGAUACGUCGCGCCCUUUCCUCUCGUCAAGCCCAAGCAAUGGGAUAAUGACGUCAAAUAGGACCUGGAUAUCUUCAGACCCAAAUAGCAUAUACAACGGCGAUAUGCACUACUACAACUACCUGUCCAAUGCGUGGGAGCCGUCGACGUUCCCGAUCUCGCGGUUCGUGUCUGAACAUGGUCUGCAGUCGUACCCUUCGAGGGACACCCUGCUACCCGUAAUACCGAGCUCCAUGAUCAAGUACCCGUUCAGCGGCCUCCUAAGGCACAGGCAGCAUCAGCGCUUAGGAGACAUAUACGUGAAAUACGGAAUUACGGCACACUUCAAGGUGAAUGGACUCAUUCUGACAAGCAGGAUAAAAGACACAAGCAAAGCUUAUGACAUGAUGUCAUAUCUGAGCCAGAUCAACCAGGCGAUGGGCAUGCGGACCGCUGCCGAGACGCUUCGACGCUGGAGGAGCUUCAUAGGUCCAAAUGGUCAAGGCCACAACAUGGGCUUCCUCUACUGGCAGCUGAACGACAUAUGGCAAGCACCGUCGUGGGCUUCCAUAGAAUACGGUGGCCGGUGGAAGAUGGUGCACUACUUUGCGAAGAAGUUUUUCAGUCCCGUUAUGGUCGUUCCCUACAUCUUCCACGUGACUGGUAAAUUGAGGGUGUUCGCCAUCAACGACAAUCUGGCACCCGUCAACGCGGCAGAGCUCUCAAUUACGCAGUACAAGUGGACCUCGUUCACGCCCGUUGCUACAACUACGAUUAACGUGACGCUGGCUGGGGCCGCGUCGACUGAUGUGUACUCGAAGAAGAUGCAAGAUCUAUGGAAGCAAGAUGUCUGCGACCAUACCAGCUGCUUCCUUUGGUUCUCGCUGACCGACCCUCUCAGCCGAUCCAGGCUGGCACCCGACACGUUCCUGCUUCUGGAAGAACCGAAGAACCUUAGGCUGCAACCAUCUUCGAUAAACGUGACCAACGUCAGCGGGCCUACGUCAUCUUCAUCAAUGCCAGGCUUCAAGGUCUUCGAUGUUCAACUUCAAGCGGACAAUGUUGCCUUGUUUGUGUGGCUAAAUGCCCACAAUGUUAGUGGCCACUUCUCUGACAAUGGAUUCCUACUGAAGGACCCGAAGACUACCGUGCAAUUUUACACCCGCCAGAACGUUACCGCGACUGAGCUUGAACAGAAUCUUACAGUCAAUUCAUUUACGGACUAUUCAAACGUGUAACGCCAGCCUAAGCGUUUAAAAUCUGAGAGCGCAUUUACUUAGUUCGCCGCUGUGCGCACGAUGCACUUAAGUGUUCCUUCGUGUACAGAAGUUAUUACUCAUGGGCACGCAAGUGGAGUUCAAGUUUCUGGUGUGGCUAAUUACUUGGUCAUGUUGUUAACGUGAACUUCGGGAACAUGUAUUUAUGCCUAGGAACGCUAAGUGCUACGUCAACAAAAGUUUUCUCAAGCGCAAUGACUUUGCCUAAUAACAUGAGCAUAUUAAAAAGGUCUUUCAAAUACAUGCCUUCUGUAUUCAAAACUA
This is a messenger RNA of Dermacentor silvarum, 3732 nucleotides long. RefSeq names its product beta-mannosidase-like. The record is from RefSeq and is a predicted model, not a curated record. NCBI's taxonomy places the organism in Eukaryota, Metazoa, Arthropoda, Arachnida, Ixodida, Ixodidae. The coding region runs from base 628 to 3429 and encodes 933 amino acids. The transcript has 21 exons. Gene Ontology annotation, biological process: glycoprotein catabolic process. Gene Ontology annotation, molecular function: beta-mannosidase activity.